ACGACCUAAGUUUCGCCGACUAAAUUUAAAGAAACUCUUAACCGAUUUGGGAGUUUGUCAUUGUAUUGCGCACGACUUGAUUGACGAAUUAAUCUCGAUUACAGAUCCAUUCGUAACAAAUUAAAGACUUGGAUGUCACGGUGGAACUUUUUCGGCUAAAGUUAAUACGGAAGUUAACAUGAACUUCCUUCUGACGCUAGCAUGUUUCACAGCCGCCUCGGUACUGGGAGCUCCGGUAAAGAUCGAUUUUCAUAGCUCAAACGUGCAUGAUCACGGAAACUCAAAGAUGCCAAGUCCAAUAAACUAUACGAUAGAACAUAUACGCAGCAGAAGAGAACCGUAUAUUCCAAAUUCUACGAAUUUUGAUUAUAAUAUUUCGACCAAUUCUUCGUACCCAGUUAACCAGAAUUCGUCAACAAAGAUAUCACAAGCCUUUAUACCGGAGUUUCGUCGGGAUCCAGAUUCGGGCAAAACAAUCUCCUCGGUCACAGCCAGCGAUGCUGAUGGUCGCAUCGUGGCGCCCUCCUCGGGUGAAACGGAACCCAGGUCCGACGGCUACUCUUCAUCCGCUGGCAACGCUCCGUACUAUCCAGAUAGAUAUCCGCCAUCGCAAACGGUUCCUCAAUCGUAUUACGUGCAUCCACCUCCAUCGUUGAACGGUUACCCGCUGUCAUCUGUGCAAGGGUAUCCACCCGUAGCGGGUCAGGUGUACCCACCUUCAUCUGUGCAAGGGUAUCCACCCGUAGCGGGUCAGGUGUACCCACCUUCAUCUGUGCAAGGGUAUCAACCCGUAUCGGGACAGGUGUACCCACCUUCAUCUGUGCCAGGGUAUCCACCCGUAUCAGGACAGGUGUACCCAUCUUCAUCUGUGCAAAGAUAUCCGGCUUCAUCGGGACAAGGAUACUCAUUUCCAUCAGACAAACUGACUCCCCCAAAUUUAAAUACUGAUAAAGGAUACACUUGUGCAGAUGGCUUUCCUCUCGGUGGCUACGAGCGCAUUUCAAAAGCUUUCAAAAUCGUCACGGAUACCAUCAAGAAGCAAAUGAAACAAGUGGCAGGCCUAGAAACAUUGCGCUCUGACGUGGAAGACGUCAAGAGGAAAUUAAAUGAGCUUCUUACUAAGUACAAAAAGUCUUAA
Hyalella azteca is the source of this 1138-nucleotide messenger RNA. RefSeq lists its product as uncharacterized. Lineage: Eukaryota; Metazoa; Arthropoda; Malacostraca; Amphipoda; Hyalellidae. The record is from RefSeq and is a predicted model, not a curated record.